CUCUCUCUCUCUCUCUCUCUCUCUCGCUCUCUGUAUCACAAAAUGCAAAUGAGUUAACAAUGCUCAUACGUUUCUAAUUCUAACCAAACCACAAAGUGCCAUCUAGAGAGAGAAAACAAUGGGGUUUUUUUUCCUGACCAAGUCACAAAGUGCCAUCUAGAGAGAGAGAAAAAGAGGAGGAGACAGGUGUGGGGGUGGUGACACUGAUGAUGGUUGAACAUGGAACUGCUGCAGCGGAGAAAAAUGGAGACUUUUCUUCAAUGGAAAAAAGCUCUCAACGUAAUAAUAAUGGGCCCAACAAUCCUUUACCCAACUUUCACGUAUUCUUCAAUCUCUAGUACCCAACAUCACAAAGCUACUGAUUCCACUCUCACUUUCACUUUCCAACCUCUCUUUUCCUUCUUCUUAUUCUUCUUCACUACCUCUCUCUUCUCUCUCCUCUGUUCUUCCACCUUCUUGAGUCUUUAAUGGCUGCCCCACAACUAAUUCCACAUUUUAUUAUGUGGGUUGGUGUUUGAGCCAUCUGGGUCUCUCUCUUUUUGGUCGGUGAAGAUACCCACAAAGUUAUAUCUGGCUGCAUAUCUAUUAUUAGUGGCCUAUUGUUAAGCCAUCUGAGUGUCAGGCUUGAUGUGGCUGUAUCAGUAAGGAAAUCUAUGUGAACUUAGCAUUCUAAAGGUCAUAGAAUCACCCAUUCAUUAUGGCAAAAAGAUCACAAAGACGCCCAGUACGACAUGAAAAAGAUCGGCCAGGGUGCAUAUGGGGUUUGAUUAAUAUCUUUGACUUUCAGCAUGGUAGAUCAACUCGCAAACUGCUUUUAGAUCGAAGGCGUGGGAACAAACAAGCUGUCGCUGGUGCCGGAUAUCUUAUGUCCAAAAUGAAUAUGCUGACAAAUUCCGAUGAGAACUGUGGAGGAAGCAUGGUUGGUGAAACAACAGCAGCUGCUGCUGAUAAGACUAGUGUAAAGAAACUCAUGGAAGAAGAGAUGUUGAGUGAACAAGACAUGAAAGAACAGAUCAGUGUUGCUGAAGUGGAACCAAAAGAAUCUAAUUCAGAAUGUGGACAUGUGAAAAAGAACCGUUGGAGAAUGAACAGAACUAGCAAGAGGUCUUGUGAUAUGCAUGUAUGUGAAUUGAAUACUACUGAAAACUCUUGUCAUCAAAUUUCAGAGCGAAAAACCUCAAAUGAUCUUGAUCUGGAAGUAAUACUGGAAGAGAUCUGCCACCAGAUCCAUCAGAAACACACCAGUUUUGUGAAGCAUGACUGGCAUGAUGAUCUUGACAUGCAGUCAAACCAGACAUAUUCUGUUUUCGAAGAAAAGUUAAGUGAGGCAAUUAAGGUGUUUGUAAAUCAGAAGUUUGCUUGCGAGAAUCAUCUCCCAGAAGACGGGAAACUCCACCCCUCCAAAGAAUUCAUGGAUGCGCUUCAGACAAUGAGUUCAAAUAAGGAACUGCUUUUGAAACUUAUAAAGGAUCGAAACUCAAUGUUGGUGAAGCGUGUUGAAGAUUCUCAGUUGGAUAAAGACAAAAAUCCCAAUUCCGUGGUGGGAACCAACUUGGUAAACUGGGAGCUAAGCAACUCAAGACCAUCUGAGCUUUCCAACCGUAAGAAGCACACCUUCUUCAGGAGAAGGAGCAAGUCUGAGGAAAGAAAUGAAUUGAAUGGGAAUGAGAAUUGUCAACCUUCAAACAGAAUUAUCAUUUUGAAGCCUGGACCAAAAGCCAUGCAAAAUCCUGAAACAGAUAGCAAACUUGGCACGUCAUCGCAAUCUCAUUGCAGCUUGGGGAAUAAAGGGCAAAAUGAGAGAAUUGCUUCCCAAUUUUCUUUUACUGAAAUUAAAAGAAAGUUAAAGCAUGCUAUGGGAAAGGAGCGGCAUGGGAUCUCUACAGAUGGUGUUACGAAUAGAUUUCUUACCAAGAGUCAAAAAUCUGGAAAGAGUGACAAAGAGGCUGGUAGAGAAAAUGGUGGAUGGGGUUCUCCAAAUAGAAACCAUUUUUAUAACGAAAGAAUGGCCAGACCUUCCAUUGGGAUCAAGAAGAGAGACAAGAAUGACAGUCCAAAGGACGCAGAGAAAAGUAUUGGAAAUCAAACCAUAGGUUAUCCAGAGCAAAAGGUGUCUAAUAUUUACAUCGAGGCCAAAAAACAUCUCUUGGAGAUGCUGAGCAAUGGGGAUGAAGUUGAGGAAUUCUCGAACAGACAGUUACCGGAAACACUAGGUAGGAUUCUCUCUCUUAAUGAGUUCAACUUUUCUCCGAUUUGCAGUCCUGGACAGGACAAGGAGCAAGGUUUUGCAACUGCACAGAUGAGAUUGUCUUCUUGCAACAAUCUUCAAAUGGUCAAUGAGAACACCUGGAGACUCAUACAAGAAAGCCAUGUUAAUCAUCAAGGUCCAUCAUGGCAAAACUUAGAGAGCGAAUCAUGCAUUAUUGGUGACAUCCCCGAUGACAUUGUACAAGCCCUCGACUCAAAUCUGGAAAUCUCAGAUGAGCUUAAAGAUGCUAACGCAGUGGUAGAAACCCUGUCUUCUACGAGAGAUGAAAUGAGCUCUAGAGGUGAUGUUGAUAUUUUAAAAUCAACUGAUACUGAAUUUCAGAAAGUGAGCAAAGUUCUGGAUGUUUUAGAAGAAAGCUCAUCAAUUACUGAUGAUGACCAGAAGGGCAAUGCAGUUUGUGAAGAAGAGGAAUCGUCCCAGUGCUUGAAAUUGGAUUCACUUGAUGAGGAUGAAUCACUGUAUUCUCCAUAUCGUCCAUCAAGCCUUUUGGUUGCCAAGGAAGUUGAAGAUCUAGAAAGUGCCAUUGAAAGACCAGAGCGGCCAAGUCCCGUAUCUGUGCUUGAGCCAUUAUUCACAGAAGAUGAGAUCAGCCCUGCAAGCAUCAAAUCCUUACCUGUUGUAGCACCAAUGCAAACAUUAGAUAUCCAUUUCGAAGAUCCGAUCUUUCCAGCUACAGAUCAAGGAAUAUGUGUAAGAACAUGCAUGGAGGAUGAGGAAUCUGAAUUUGAUUAUGUAGAGGCAGUGCUGCUUGGUUCUGGCUUGAACUGGGAUGAAUUUCUCUCGAGAUGGCUAUCUUCAAACCAUCUUCUUGACCCAUCAUUGUUUGAUGAAGUAGAAUUGUUUUCCAACCGAUCUCGGCAUGACCAGGAGCUCCUCUUUGAUUGUACUGAUGAAGUUCUUAAGGAGGUUUGUGAGUACUACUUUGGUUACUUCCCUGGGGCAUCAUUUGUAAAGCGGCACAUUCAGCCAAUCCCAAAAGGGAAGAAUAUCAUCCUUGAGGUAUGGAAAGGAGUUGAAUGGCAUCUUCUCCUACCGCCGCCACCACGUACUUUGGACCAAAUUGUUAGAAAAGACAUGGCAAGAACCGGAACAUGGAUGGACCUUCGAUUUGAUUCUGAAAGUAUUGGUAUUGAGGUAGCGGAAGCCAUUUUUGAAGAUUUGAUAAAAGACGUGUUAUUAACCUUUGUAGAUGAAAGUCCAAAAUGUGAUUUUUCUGAACUUCCCACUGAGUUGAAGGAAAACGAGAGUACCAUGUGUUCGUAAAGCCUGCCAACUUCAUUCAUUUUCCCCAAGAAGUGGCCUGCCUUGAGUCAUUUCUUGUAUACCAGGAGAAUAUGCUGGCUGCAUCAUCUUCCAAGUUAGUUUAGCGCGCUCUCUCUCUCUUGGAGCUUUCUAUGGACAAUUUCACACAACAUUUACAGCAGUUGCUACUGAAACCAUAUCAAUACGGUAGUUAGGGUUUCCAGUUCAUUAACAGAAAAUUAGGAUCUCUCCUUAGUCGAAGCCAAUAAAUAAAGGAUCCUCACUAUAUAGGAAGAAAUCGGAAUCAUUUAGUUCCCAUGCAAGUGCUCCUUUUGAAGAUACAAAACAUGUUGAGCUGACAGUUCUCAGCUGGUGGCUUAACACGGUGAAAUUGGAGGUGUUCCGAUCAUUGUAGAAUACAGGUUUGGUGUGUUUAAUGUGUUGUAUCUAGUUCUAAUAAGGUUUUUUUUUUUUUUUUCUUUUGGUUUGAUUUCAUUUAUUCUUACUUCUGUUUUCUGGUUUUGUUUUCACAUAGUACCUACUGUUGUAAUUACAACUUUGUGAGCAUCUGUGAGUUGUGACUAGUCAGUUGUAAAUGUAAAAGGACUGAAACAAAACAAAAAAAAUUGUUAUACACAUUGGACAGGCUUUGUUUGUUGUGUUUUGGA
Molecule: messenger RNA, 4179 nt
Organism: Cornus florida
Lineage: Eukaryota; Viridiplantae; Streptophyta; Magnoliopsida; Cornales; Cornaceae
Exons: 8
Coding region: 698-3532 (944 amino acids)
Source: RefSeq, a predicted model, not a curated record